CACGCAUCAUCACCACGCCACGCGCCGCGAGAUGCUGCUUCGGCGGGGGCGCCCAGGCGUGGCGCCUCCCGGAUUCCGGCGGCUUCGACGUCGCCGGCGACGCGCGCAAGCCAAGCGACAGUUGCGGAGGCAAGCAACCCCCCAAGUUCCGUCCCUUUUGCGCUUUUCUGGGACCCAUUUCCUCUCUCUUUUGGGGGGCGCUUUCGCGGUGACGACGCUGCCGAUGCGCGUACGCCUGAGGAGUUCUUCCCCAUCACGCCGCGUGGGGGAUCGGGACGUCGCCAUUUCCGCUGCCGUUUUCUUCUCUUUGGGGGGUUGCAAUCUCGCGUUUCAUUUGAUAGGGUUGGGCGUGGGCGGUGGGGAAUGGGGAUGGGUAGGUAGAUGGCACCGAUGUGAAUCGGACGACUUCGAAUCGAAGCCUUCCGAUCCAUGUGAGGAGGUUGAGGAACCAACCUAAUUUCGAAUCGAAGAACUCUUGGUUUCUCUACCUAAAACCAAAUAGCAUAGUGACAGUGGUCGUUAUACUAUGAAUUCCAAGCUUUUUGACCGAAGAUUUCGAAUCAUCGAGCAUCUUUGGCCAAGCUAUUCUAACACGGUUGACUCAGAAGUCUACGUUUCUAUGCAUUGUGUAUUUGAGUGUUAGUUACUAUAUUUCGUGAUAAACAAAACUGUUGACUCAAAAGUCUACGUUUAUAUGCAUUGUGUAUUUGUGUGUUACUGUAUUUAGUGAUAAACCUUAGGUGUACAUGUGAGGGAUUUCAUGGAUAACACGUGCACUACAUUCUUGCCUGUUCCACUGGUCACCAUCAGCAAAUCGCUCCUGUCCCUUUCGUGUGGCUAUCACUGGAGCUAUUCAAUUCUUGAAAGGCUCUGCCGUGCAAGCAAACCGUUUUCUUUCCAAUGGGAUAAGUGUGUGACUGUGCUAUAAUCUCAGGAUAAAUUCAUCACUAAAUCGUUGCUAUCAGUUUUGGUUUAUCCACUCAUUAAAUCAAUGCAACAAAUGUGGUGAUCAAUAAUUAGUAGUACUUGUUUGUUGGUAUGCCGUGCUGCCAAACUAGUUGGAUAACAAAGAUUCCUAUUAUAUUGGGGUUAACCACUGUAUUUUCCUAAUCAUAAUUUUUUAGGCUCCUUAUUGUCAUUAUCACUUAGCAUCAUUGCAUAAGAGAAAAAAAAGGGGGGUCAAUACUGCAGGAUGGUAUUUUAGGAAGGAAAUGUGUUAUCGUGAUAUUAACACAGCCUUUCUUCCAUGUUGCUUGCACUCCUCUCAAACUGGUGUAGCUUCCUAAAGACUGGCUCAGUUACACAAUUUUUAUUCUUAAAUGCUGGAAUCCUGGGAAAUCCUUAAUGCGCCUGGAAUUGUUGCACUCAAGUAAAGCUUUAGUUUGCUACACCCGUGACACUUUCAGAGUUGGACAUGUCAAAGUUUCCUUCCCUUUUUGAUAAAAUGUCCAGUGUGAUAGAGAUAUUGCAACCUGUCACCUCCACAAGAGCUACUUAGCAGAGACGCGCGUUGGAUUCCAAGACAAGUGAUGAUCAGCCUUCAGUUGCUUCCCACACCCCACCAACUCAACAAGCUUUUCUGCCUGUGUUGAAGCUAUAAGCAGAGCAGACUUCCCUCCCGGUUUUAUCUUUGGCACAGCUUCUUCAGCUUACCAGUAUGAAGGUGCCGUGAAUGAGGGCCAACGUGGACCUACCAUAUGGGAUACUCUCACGAAAAGACCAGGUCGGGUGAUUGAUUUCAGCAAUGCAGAUGUUGCUGUUGAUCACUACCAUCGCUACAAGGAAGAUGUGGAGUUAAUGAAUGACAUCGGCAUGGAUGCAUACCGCUUCUCUAUCUCAUGGUCACGGAUCUUUCCAAAUGGAACAGGUGAACCUAAUGAAGAAGGAUUGAGUUACUAUAACAGCCUCAUAGAUGCCCUGUUAGAUAAAGGCAUAGAACCAUAUGUAACUCUCUUCCACUGGGACCUUCCCCAAGCACUCGAAGACAGAUACGGAGGCUGGUUGAACUCAGAAAUCAUCGAGGAUUUUGUUCAGUACGCGUUUACUUGCUUCAAGGAAUUUGGAGAUAGAGUGAAGCACUGGAUCACUUUUAAUGAGCCUUACAACUUUGCGAUUGACGGCUAUGACCUUGGCAUCCAAGCACCUGGGAGAUGUUCUAUUCUGUCACAUGUGUUCUGUAGAGAGGGUAAAUCAUCAACUGAACCAUAUAUUGUAGCUCACAACAUACUUUUAGCUCAUGCUGGUGCUUUUCGUGCUUAUGAACAACAUUUCAAGAAUGAACAAGGAGGCCUCAUUGGGAUUGCGCUUAAUUCUAGAUGGUAUGAACCGUUCUCAAAUGCCGAUGAAGACACAGAAGCAGCAGCGCGAGCAAUGGACUUUGAGCUUGGAUGGUUCUUGGAUCCCUUAAUGUUCGGCCACUAUCCUCCUUCUAUGCAGAAACUUGCAGGUGAUAGGCUGCCUCAGUUUUCAACUCACGCAUCAAAGUUGGUAUCUGGAUCACUAGAUUUUGUUGGCAUAAACCACUACACUACACUAUAUGCUAGAAACGAUAGAUUGCGGAUCAGGAAACUUGUAAUGGAUGAUGCUUCAACCGAUUCUGCUGUCAUACCAACUGCUUAUAGACAUGGGAAGAAAAUAGGAGAAACGGCAGCAUCAAGUUGGCUGCACAUAGUUCCAUGGGGUAUGUUCAAGCUGAUGAAACAUGUGAAAGAAAAGUAUGGAAACCCGCCCGUAGUCAUUACUGAAAAUGGUAUGGAUGAUGCCAACCACCCAUUUUCUAGAUUAGAAGACGUCCUACAAGAUGAUAAAAGGAUACAGUACCACAAUGAUUAUAUGUCUAAUCUCCUGGAUGCUAUAAGGAAAGAAGGUUGCAACGUCCAUGGUUACUUUGUAUGGUCCCUGCUCGAUAACUGGGAAUGGAACUCAGGCUACACGGUGCGAUUCGGUCUCUACUACAUUGACUACAAGAACAACCUGACGAGGAUACCCAAAGCAUCAGUCCAAUGGUUCAGUCAGGUUUUAGCCCAGAAAACAGCUAUCAUAUAGGUAGAGCACAAUGGUUCAGGAUUCAGGAAUGACCAUGAAGUGUACAUUAUUACCACCCUUUGCAUAAAGCUACAUACAUUAGGAGUUGAAGUAAAAAUGUAAACAUAAGAUUAUCUGAUAUGACCGUCAACGACGCCGUUGACUGCCGUUGGUGUACGUUCUUGUCACAGAAUUCAACAGGAAAGUUGAGCCCAUGUUGUCACAAA
This is a messenger RNA of Oryza sativa Japonica Group (Japanese rice), 3251 nucleotides long. Lineage: Eukaryota; Viridiplantae; Streptophyta; Magnoliopsida; Poales; Poaceae. The record is from RefSeq and is a predicted model, not a curated record.